CAAUAAUCCAGCUGAGCGUUGCACGAGCCUGUUGAAUCUGGGUCUACAAAAUGUAUGCCUGCAAAGAAAUUCCAUGGAAGCCAACAUAGAAUACAUUGUUAAACCUGCAUCAACAUUAAAAAAACUGAGGGACCUUUCUGAGAGACAACCAAAUGUCAAAACAGCACUUGAAGAGUCCCUAAAACCUACCCUUUCUCUUUUGAAACAUAGAUUUUCUAAGCUCAAGCUACAUGGCAGACCUGUAGUUGUACAUGAUGCUGUAACAUUGGAAGAGAUCAUGAAUAUUAGUGAUGUCCUGGAUUUGUUUAAAGAUGCAGAAGAUUCUAGUAGUGUGAUAGAUACAAAAGAGAAAAAUGCACCAAAAAAGUUGAAGGCUUUCAUAGACAGACAUUGCAGAGCACGGCAAUAUUCAUUCCAGAUAAAAAAAUGUGAUGCUGCUGAUUGCUGGUAUUGCACCCUCAACCCAAAGAGACUACCAGCAGAUAAGCCACUUCAUUGGUUGCCUGGUCCCACUAGAGGUCCUGAUGGCACUUUCCAACCUCUUGAGGAUCUCUUGGGCACUGAGACAAUAGACAGGGAUUGUCCUGGUCUCAGUGAUAAAGGAACCACAACAGAAAAUGACAAGUUUUGAUAGGAGGUAAAGUUCGCAGUUUCAUCAUGUGCUGUCUCUGUGAAAAACGUAGAGUUGUUUAUUGCAAGGAACGCCUAAGCAGACAACGUUACUGAUAUUGAGGAGGUCCAAGAUAACCUUCUCUAUACUUGUGGAUCUAUGCUGUUCCCCUCUGGUCAUAGAAAUCAUGAGACUGUUGUAGUCAAGGAGGGACUUGAGUGUGCAGCCAAGAUGGAAACGACCUAUUCUGCUGGCAUCACCACCAAGUUUCAGCCGGUUGUUUUUACUGUGGCGACACGGAGGUGGACAGCACAUCCCUGGCUGAAGACUGUGCAAGACUUGAAUAAACAUUACAGCAUUGUCCGGCCCAUUUGUUUUAACUGCAUAUCAAGAGGCAUCCAGCCUAAAGUUCGAAAUGCUUUGAAAUUGAAUAGAAAGUGAUCAUCAAUCAUGGAAAAUAAAGUUUAAAAGAAGCCUGUGUUUUUUA
This is a messenger RNA of Magallana angulata, 1097 nucleotides long. RefSeq lists its product as uncharacterized. The transcript has 4 exons. NCBI's taxonomy places the organism in Eukaryota, Metazoa, Mollusca, Bivalvia, Ostreida, Ostreidae. Bases 74 to 631 code for a protein of 185 amino acids. The record is from RefSeq and is a predicted model, not a curated record.